AUGGCUACCGGAACACCUCCCGCCCCAGCAUCUCCUCCUACCCUAGCCGUCCCCCGGUCACCGCCGCCUCAGGUUCCUGGACAGGCCCCUUCGCCAGCCCUUGCGAAUCCAGCGUUCCAUUACGCCGUUUCCCAGACUGCACUUCCUUCUUCAGCUCCGGCCCCACUCCACGUCGCUGCCGUGUCACUCAAGCUGCCCUCUUUCUGGCCCGCGGAACCGGUGGUCUGGUUUGGGCAAGCGGAAGCGCAGUUUGCUCUCAGAGAGGCAACUGAAGUCAGAGAUCUGGUCGCCUCCCCUCCAGCGCAUACGCCGUAUGACACCCUCAAGGUCGACCUCAUUCGUCGGACCUCAAUGUCGGAGCAGAGGCGGUAUCAAAGACUGUUGACGCAAGAAGAACUUGGAGACCGCACCCCAUCGCACCUCCUCCGCCGCAUGCGCGGCGGAGGAGGUUUUUUGGAGGAGGAACUUUUGGGCGGCCGACCCGACGCCCUGUACGACUCGCUCCUUCGCCAGCUCUUUCUGCAAAGGUUGCCCGCGAAUGUCUGCAUGGUUCUGGCUGCUGCCGACAACAUGAGCCUCAAUGACCUGGCCAAUCUCGCCGACCGAGUUCUGGAGAUGGCGCCACCUCAGAUUGCUGCCGUAGCUCCGCCACGACAUUCCGAGCUCCGUCCACCCCAUACCGACACCACCAGCUCGGCACAACCAGUCGAUCUUUCCGUGCUCGCCGACAAGAUUGCGGCGCUUCAGCUCGAAGUCGGAGCCCUCCGACGGUCUUCCCGCUCCCCGCAGCGCUCGCAAUCAUCGCAUCGCCGCCGCUCCCCAUCCCCAGCUGGCAUGUGCUGGUACCACUACCGUUUUCGUGCAAGAGCUCGCAAGUGCGUUCCACCUUGCACAUUUUCGGAAAACGACAGCGCCAGUCACUAG
This is a messenger RNA of Ornithodoros turicata, 924 nucleotides long. RefSeq lists its product as uncharacterized. Bases 1 to 924 code for a protein of 307 amino acids. The record is from RefSeq and is a predicted model, not a curated record. The transcript is spliced from 2 exons. Lineage: Eukaryota; Metazoa; Arthropoda; Arachnida; Ixodida; Argasidae.